Molecule: messenger RNA, 4102 nt
Organism: Erigeron canadensis
Lineage: Eukaryota; Viridiplantae; Streptophyta; Magnoliopsida; Asterales; Asteraceae
Product: helicase-like transcription factor CHR28
Exons: 11
Coding region: 65-3700 (1211 amino acids)
Molecular function (GO): ATP binding; ATP-dependent chromatin remodeler activity
Source: RefSeq, a predicted model, not a curated record
GAUUAAUUAUAUACUAUUUUUAGAAGAAUAAGUAAAAAAUUAGGGUUAAGAAGAAAAAAUUGCGAUGAUGGAAAACGUAAGCGGCGGUUACGAAUGGCAUUUCGAUCGUGAUGAAGAUGAUGACGUGGACGAUUUCGAUGAUGAUGAUGGAUGUGAUAUCAGCAUGGACCUUGAUUCCUUUUUUAAGAUCCUCGAUGAAAAAAAUGACAAUAAUCCCCCCCUUCAGAGUGGAUUAGCAGAUCCUUCUAUCAGUUACGCACCCUAUAACGAGUCAGUUACGCAUGUUACCGCAAAUGAGCAGUACCAACCCCUUGAUGAUCAUUCGGAAGCUUCAGUUUCUAAAACUGUUUGUUCAAGUGGUUCAUCCGAUUGUGAGAGGCAGGCAGUCGAUUAUGGGUUGACAAAGGUUGGGACUUUCCCAGAUGUUUCUUCCACACACGUUGACCCUUGGACUGCCGGUGCGACUAAUGUAGCCUCAUCGAGCUACUCUGAUUCCAGGGAAGAUUUUUUAUUAUCUAGCCAAUAUGACACUAGGGAUACUAAUUUAGAGAACUCUACUAGAGGUGGGACUUUUAGUUUUCGAGAUGAUGGUAAUUCUGAUAGAGUAUACUUUGGAACAUCCAAAGCCCCAUUUAGCGGUGUGAGUGGAAAUACUGACCUGGAGGAUAAGCCUUCUUUACCAUCUCCUAUAAACAGAAAUGGGUCAUUUUACCCUGGUCGUCACACGAUUCACAAUAAUGGAGUGCUAUCUAAAGAUAAGAUUGCACUACAACAGCAUCAUGCCAGACCAAUGUUCGGCAUGAAAGGCAAUCUCCCAGGCAUCGCCAGUCCAAUGGUCAAUAUGAAAGGCAAUUUUCCAGGCAGUGGAAGAUCCAUCAACCCUCCUGCUAAUAAUGGGUCUACAAAUGGAAGUCAUUUUCCUUCAAUUUUACCAAACAGAAGAAACAUUGUUUCUAUAAUGGAGGAGACUAGUGAUGUGGGUAGUGAAAAAUCUUGUGAUGUUGCUGACCGGCUGUUUAAUGAAUCUUUUUCUGGGGUUCCUAAUUCUAUAUCAAGAAAGUAUAAUGCUAUAAAGAGAGAACAGGACACCAGAUCAUUUGGACACUUUAACAAUAUCAAGAAUAAUCCAUUUUCUCCGAGCCAAUCCUAUGUCCAUCAUGAUAUGGGCUCUAUUGGAUGGCAAGCUUCUCUAAAUAAAGGAGCAGAGAGUAAAUCUGCUAUAUUUGCUAACAUGGGUCCUAUUGGCCAACAAGCAGCUGCAAAAAACGUUACGUACAUUGACGUUGAUGACCCUGAUAUAUGUAUUCUUGAAGAUAUGAGUGUACCUGCACCCAGAAGACAUCCUCAUGUAGCUAGAAAAACACCUAUUAGUGCUGCACAAAGGUCUGCACCUGGUACUCCUCCAGUUCACAUGGGACAUAAUAAUCCAAGUAUCAAUGAAAAUGAUGAACGCAUCGUUUAUCGAGCUGCAUUGCAGGAUCUUUCCCAGCCAAAGUCAGAGGCAUGUGCCCCUGAGGGUUCGUUGAAGGUCCCGCUUAUGAAACACCAGCGGAUUGCUUUGUCAUGGAUGGUGCAGAAAGAGACCAAAAACAUGCACUGCUUUGGAGGAAUCCUUGCUGAUGACCAGGGUUUGGGUAAAACAAUAUCAACAAUUGCUCUUAUGCUGACAGAAAGGUCGCCAUCAUCUAGUGUUCCUACUGCUGAAGUGAAAAAAGAGACUUUCAAUUUGGAUGAUGAUGAUGAUGAGCAAAAAGCCAAUUCCUGUGUUACGGAAACUAAUGGAAGUUCAGUAGAGACAAGUAACAGUUCUGUGAAUACAAAAAGUAGACCAGCUGCAGGGACUCUUAUUGUAUGCCCUACUAGUGUUCUUCGUCAAUGGAACGAUGAGUUGCAGAACAAAGUAAGCAGCAAAGCUAGGCUUUCUGUUUUGAUGUAUCAUGGUGCAAACAGAACCAAGGACCCAUCUGAGCUAGCCAAGUAUGAUGUCGUCCUGACGACAUACCCACUAGUGCAGAUGGAGGUUCCCAAACAGCCACUUGUUGACGAAGAUGAGGAUGAAACAGAAAGGCAUAACGGAUAUUUCACACCUGCAAAAAAAAGGAAAUAUCCUCCUAAAUCCAAUAAGGUUUCGAAGAAAAGGGGGAUGGUAUUUGAAGAUCUUGUCCGUCCUCUUGCAAAGGUGAGAUGGUUUAGGGUUGUACUGGAUGAGGCACAGACGAUUAAGAAUCACAGAACGCAGGUAGCUAGGGCUUGUUGGGGUCUCAAAGCUAAACGUAGGUGGUGCUUGUCGGGGACCCCCAUCCAGAAUGCCAUUGAUGAUCUUUAUAGCUAUUUCAGAUUCUUGAGAUAUGAACCAUAUGCUGUAUUUAAAUCAUUCUGCUCUACCAUAAAGGUCCCUAUUCAAAAGAGUCCCGAGACUGGGUAUAAGAAGUUACAGGUUGUCUUGAAGACUAUAAUGCUUCGGCGCACCAAAGCUACACUUCUUGAUGGAGAACCAAUAAUCUCUUUGCCACCCAAGACCAUUAGCCUGAAACAAAUUGAUUUCACUACUGAGGAGCGCGAGUUCUACUCUAAGCUGGAGGCUGAAUCUAAAGCUCAGUUUAAAGCAUAUGAAGAAGCUGGUACGGUUGAACAAAAUUAUGUUAACAUACUGUUGAUGCUGUUACGCCUAAGACAAGCCUGUGAUCAUCCUCUACUUGUUGUUAGAGGACGUAACUCAAGUUCUGAGUGGAUGUCAUCUCUGGAGAAAGCAAAAAAGCUUCCUCCUGAAAAGCGAACUUAUCUCUUAAAUUGUCUAGAAGCAUCUUCAGCUAUUUGUAGCAUAUGCAAUGAUCCAUCUGAAGAUGCUGUCGUGACAACUUGUGGGCAUGUUUUCUGCAAUCAGUGCAUCCUUGAACAUCUUUGUAGUGACGAAAGUUGUCCAUUUUCAAAUUGCAAAGCUAUGCUGAGCACCUCAUCAGUAUUUUCAGCAUCCACACUCAGGAUUUCGCUUCGUGGCCAACCUAGUAAUGGUCUUGAUAUUUCUGCUAUAGUGAAAGAGGUGAAAGCAGAAGUGAAAUCUGAGGUUCUCGAACCUUGCUCAUCCAGUGGAUCUGUUAAUUUCAAAACUGUUGAGGCAGCUGAGGCGCUUGAUUCAUCUAAAAUCAAGGCAGCCGUUGAGGUCCUGCAGUCUGUUGCUAAACCCCAGGAAAUUGCUACAGAUGAGAAGGAUGGUAGUGUGAUCGUUGUGAGAGAGAAAGCGAUUGUGUUCUCACAGUGGACAAAAAUGCUGGAUUUGCUUGAGGCUUGCCUGGAAGAUUCUUCCAUUAAAUACCGGAGACUUGAUGGAACAAUGUCUAUUCAAGAUCGAGAUAAAGCAGUGAAAGAUUUCAACACUCGGCCAGAGGUUACUGUUAUGAUCAUGUCUUUAAAAGCUGCUAGUCUUGGGUUGAAUAUGGUUUCUGCUUGUCAUGUUCUUCUUCUGGACCUGUGGUGGAACCCCACAACCGAAGAUCAAGCAAUUGAUAGAGCUCAUAGGAUUGGGCAGACUCGUCCUGUUUCGGUUUUGCGGUUUACUGUUAAAGAUACUGUUGAAGAUCGUAUUUUGGCACUUCAGCAAAAGAAGAGAUCUAUGGUUGCAUCUGCAUUUGGGGAGGAUGAGACUGGUACAAGUCGGACUCGCCUUACAGUUGACGAUUUGAAAUACCUAUUCCAUUUUUAAUCCAGGUUCUUUGAUGGUUCCAGCUGAUAUAUCGAGUUAAUAUAUCAUAUAACGACUCUAUCAUGUUAUCAGAACAAUAUGGUACAAAUACUAUAUGAAAUGAUGACAUGAUACAACUGUUAUAUUAUCUAUAUUUUCUCGGUAUCUUGAAAUUGAUGAUGAUAUACUUUAUUAACAAAAGGGGAACGUUUUACAUCGGGAAAAUUUUUUAUAUAUAUAUGUAUUUUGUCUCUGGUAGUUACUCGUCAGAAGGUUUAUAGAUUAGGCUGAAUCUAUUUUGUUGGUAGUUUUGUGAAUUUUAUCUCAUUGUAUAGUAUAGGGAUAUAUUUGAAGUCAAAUGACAUAUCAGGUGAAUCAGAUAUGGAGGUUUUUGCAUAUUUGUUGGUUGGUUUAAUGUCUUUA